GAGCAGUUCAAGCGCAGCGCCUCCCGGGCGAUGGAGGAGACCGCCGCUCAUCACCAGCGCGCCGGCAGCUACAACGCCUGCAGCAGCAGCAUCAGUCGCAGCCGUAGCGGUAACCUGGACCUGGAGCUGCUCGAGGCCGGUAAGUCGAUGAGUCCACGUUCGAUCCAAUGUUCACGUCGUCCGCCCCUCGGGGGAACGGGGACGUGACCACCGGGAAGAGCGGGGACAGAGAGGAAAUGCGCGCUCUCUCUCUCUCUCUCUCUCUCUCUCUCUGUUUCUCUCUCUUCCGACGAAUGAUACAAUCGUAAGUCAGGACGGUAAACACUCCGCGGCUGUAAAUAAACUCGGAGGGAUCGCUGACCGAAACGCGGAAGCGCAUUGUCGGGGUCCUCCCUCGUCGCGGUCGCGGGAAACCCGGAGGGAUUCCACGAUCGGACGUGCACCUCGGAUUUACGUCGCUUCCCGUGACGGGAUGUAAGUUACGACAUCGGUAGGUCGCGAAACGGAGUUGCGCGGGAUCGAGAGGGGAGAUUAGAAGGGAUGGAUGGGACUCGCGGUCUCUCUUCGCGACGUGUGCUCCCGAAACUCGCGCGUCUGCCUGGCGCGAUUAAUUUUGUGCGUGACAGAUCGUUACUCCGCCGCACGUGUAAGUAAGUUUUAGUACACACGUGUGCGAGAGUGUUGGUUACGUGGUAUACGCCAACGGGAGACUUCGCGACCCUUGAUGUUUGAGUUUUGACGUCAUGCGCGGAGUUAUAUUAAGUCGUCGCUCUCAUUUCGAUUGCUUAUGUACAAACACAUAUAUGUAUUAUAUUUCUACGUUUCCCUCCCCCGGCGACGAAUGCGUUUCUCUUUCGUUUCAAUUUCGCGUGCAAAAAGCGCAAAAGGCGGAGACGAACGGGGAAGGUCCGGCAGGGCCCCUCGGGGGAUGUUCUCCGUUCGCCCCCGUCCCCCUCCCACAUCUUCGGUGGUUCAACGGAGAUUUAAUUACAGCGCGCGGUCGGGCGAGACUCUUCUGUUUUGUUUAUCUACUGGGGCACGAUUGAAGUGGGCUCCGUGAUUAAAUUUUCAAUUUAAGUCCGGUGUCGCCGCCGGCGCCGGCCGACAAACCGCCCUCUUCGUUUAUCCCCGUAUUCGUUCGUGACGUCGAGUGCAGACGAUUUUUGAUGGAUGUGAAAACCGCAGCGGCACGCGAGGGAGGUCCUUCGUACUCUUGUCCCUUGAAAAAAAAAAUAAAAAUAAAAUAAUGCGCGUGACUCGUAUCGAUCCCCCGGUACACUCGUCCGUCGCUCGAGAAUUCCUCCGGACGCGCCAAAAUAUUGUUGUCAACAAAAAAAAAAAUCACGGCACGUUCGAGGGAGUUUCUUUCUCCCGAUAAAACGGUACGAAUCGAGGUCGCCACGGAGAAGGGUAUCCGCUCAUCGAUUUUAUUCGGCGGUAUGCGAAUAAUUAAGGGGAGGAGUACGCGCGUAAAAAUUGCUUCUAUCACCUUGCCUUUAAACGACGAUUAAAUUUCCUCCCGAUUUGCUCGCCGGAUCUCUUCAUCGAUUCUCGCUGUUGUUCCGUCCUUUUUUCUCCCGCGGUUUUUUUUUCCCCCUCCGGGGUUUUCAUUCUCGAUUAAGCGACGACCGAUGCACAAUGGAUUGCGGAUUUAUUUGCGGAAUUCGUCAUGCAGACACGCGCGUUUAUUAUUGAUCUACAAACAAUGGGACUCGCCGGGUUCUUUUAUUCGCGUAUCAACCAAGCAAUUAAUCGAGAACGCGGCGCGUUCUACUCGUUAAUGAUCCAUCGAUAUUCCGUCGUUCUUCUCUCUUUUCUCAUUGGAAUAAUUGCUUCCUCGACGAAUAACGCUUUCUCGAGCGGUGUUAUUAAUCAGCCAGCGAGUAUUAAUUGGCGUCACAAAGUGCCUCUCGUGAAUUUUUUCUCUCUCUCUCUUUCUCUCACGUGCGAAUUACGUGUGGCCGUUUGACGAGAACGUAAAAUCAAUUUCCCGUCCGAUGGAGCGAAUAAUCGAGCAACAUCGUCCCGCGAAAUACCUCCUACCUAUGUAAACGCCGCCGCAUUCCGCGCGUUCACUUUGUGAUUAUAAUACUUCGUAGCGCCUUAUUAUUUCGGUGACGUCAGCCGCCUGAUCUGCGUUUUAUGCAAAUCCCGCUCAGAUCUUUGUUCCCGUUCGGUGAAUUGUGUACGCUAUUGUAAUAAGCUUAUUAUUUAUUUAAUAACGGCAAAUGAUUCUCGUAAAUACAAAAGUUUUAAGUCGCGGCGAUUGUUUUAGUUUUAUACACAAUUAUCAGAGAUUAACAAUUUUUAAUUUACGUACACAUAUGUGUUAAUUUAUAAUCUAUAAAAUUUUAGGAUGCACAUAAAAAUACACUUUUGUUCGAAAGAUUAAAAAUCUGCUUAGACCUGCUUAGACAAUUUUUUAAAGACAAAUUUUUUAAUCUUUUUCGCAAAAUUUCAAGAAUUUUGUUGCCUUAUGUGUUGAAUUUUUCGUGACAUCAAUAAGAAUUACGUGCCACGUGAGACCUCAUUCCCCGUUAUUCACCGCUUAUUACUCACGCCCGAGUCAAUCAUUCUGUAUCGCAUGAAAAAAAUCUCCUUCUCGCGUACUAAUCCGAGAAAGGUGCACGGAGCUAAUCCGUUCAUUCGCAUUCCAGCGGCGCGGCGUCGGGAGAAGCGCGAAAAUUACGAGAGCUCCUCACCAUAUGAAUUAACGACGAAAGGACCGAUCGUUCCAACUUAUUGGUAAACUUAUCCAUCAGGUAAACGUGUGUCUAUCCUUGUCUUCCAUUCUAAAUAAAUAAUGAUAACGGAUACCUGUCGGGUAAAAUUUCCCAAUAAAUGGAACACUCGGCUCUCAGUCGCGUCCGAAAGUAAAUAGGUCUCCGAAGAGAUAACUUGUGCAGAUAUGCGUGAUAUCGUCCGUCGACUUUGACAGCGCCGCGACACGCCGCGAGUCACGUGCGCCCGUCCCCGCCACGACGACUCGGCUCGCUCGCCAUUGGUGACUCCCCACGGUUUCUCACCUCCCCCCGCCGAUCAGGAUCGUGGCCAGGACGGGUGUAGCUUGGUCCCCGCCCGAGAACGGGGCGUGAAGUAGUUCGCUCUUGUUAAACUCCGGAAAAAAAGAAUUAUGCACGUAGGAAACUGUAUACUCUCUAAAUUUCCUAGAGUGAAACAUUACUUUGAAAGAGUGAAAAUCGAACAUAUCUAAGUUCGAGUGAUUCGUCAUUCUAAUUAGAAAACUCAUAUGAAUGUCGGCAACUUAAUGAUUAGCUGUCGAACGGAAUUCCCAAGUUUCGUCAAUUUGACGGCCAAUUUCAUCUAUAGGCUUUUCUCCCAAAAAAUAUCCCCCAUCGCAACCACCGUCGAGGACGUCGAAGGCCCGAGGGAUGAUCGUUUCGUCCCUGCGGCGACGCCGCGUUAUGGCGCCGCCGCAUCGCGACGCACCGGCGGAACCACCCGGAACCCGCGGCUUUCCGUCCGUCCGUCCGUCCGUCCAUCCCCGACGAUGACGCGUCUCGUUGCUACGUUCCAGCGCUUCCUCGUUUUCGCGUGAGCUAGCGGGAAUCCGCGCUCGCGAUCCCGCUCGUCGCAUUCUCGCGUACGUACUCGCGCGAGGAAGUGCGUGAGAGCCGGUGGCGGAGAGUGCAUAUCGCCGGCGGCAGCGGGGAGUCGCCGUCGUCAGCGGCGACGGGUUCUAUCGAUCUCGCACGCGGGCGUGUGCGUGUGCGACGCGUUCCGCGCGCGGAUCCGCUCGCUCGCGCGCGCACGAGACGCCGGUGUGUCGGACGGAGUGUCGUACACACAUCACUGACAUACGUGCGACCGCGUCCUUAAUUCGCCUGUCAACGUGCGUUACACGUAUCGUGAGCGAUAAUCUAACCACGUGCGAGAGAGAGGCCGUCGUCGUCAUCGUCGCGUCGACGUUGCCCCGAGGGAUCGUUUCCUCCGCAACGACGAAAAUAGAUCCGACGCGGAGAAUCGUCGUCGUCGUCGUCGUCGUCGUGGGGUUGUGGUGAGUGAGUCGCGAUCGCGGUCGGAUUUAACGGGAGCGCGAUGUACAUAUAGGAUAUCUGGCAGCGCGCGGGAAUACGUGGGAAAGUGUUGCCGGGAUCCGGAAUUUAUGAGGCUUGAUGGUAAAUUGGAGGCGAGAUUGUAAUCGACGGAAAACACGCGCGCGCGAAAGGAUUUCCCACACGUCGUGCUUCAAUUACCGACGCGAGCUUCCUUUAUGCAACGUACAUCACCUGGAAGUGUUGUAAUAGUGUAUAGUACAACUGUGAUAUUCCGAGAUUAGAACGAUUGUUUAGAUUUCUGAUUUCAUUUUACGUUUAUCUGUAAUGGAUGCAAACAAUUUAUGCGAAAGUUGUGUAAAGCGACUCCGAAUCUUUAUCUCUAUUGUUACGUGCACGGGAUCAAAAAUAAAAAUAAAUUAAUUAACGUUAUCCAUUAACGUUAUUCAUCCGAAGAUAUUAUUAACUUCUAUUCAAAGCUUCUUGAAAGCUAUUCAAGUCUCGAGGCAAUAAUUUUAAUCGCGGAGUAUGUUUCCAUUCUUAUCAAAAUUCUCUUUUAAAAUCCGCACGACAUUGUAAUCGUACCGAUAAUAGUAGUAAUUUUGAAACAAGCUGUAACAUCGAUGGUAAACUCGUCUCAUCACGGUAUCGACCACUGAACAUCGUCUAGUGAUUGAUAACAUAACACGCUUUAUCAACAAGCCGGGUGUAUAGAGAACGUCAUGUCCCAGAGACACGAGGAGAUAGAGGGGGAGAGAAAGAGAGGUGGGGUGCGACGUGAGCGAAUCUAGAUGGAUGGAUGGUCGCUAGAUUUGGGUGAUUGCUGCAAUUAUUCGCCAGAGUAAUAAUCCUCGUGGAACGAACCGGCUGGCAAAUCUCUCGAGCGCGAUAAAAGUUAACCGCGGCGAAAUCUCGUGAGUGUGAUAAUAAGUGGAAAUAGCGCGCGAUAAAAGGAGGGGCGGAAAUGUCUCUCCCGCCCUGUGUAUAAUAUUUUACGUUUUAGAACUAGUGUUCCGCCGUCAACGCGCUAUCGCACUCUAAUAUUUCUCAAUUCUCAACUCUGCUGAUGUUUCUUCAGAAACAGUCGUCGUAAAUCUUCGCGGAUUAAGCCGCUCGAGAAUUAUUGCUCCAAUUCGGGAUGUUGCAUGAAGAUGUAGAGAGUAUGACAGGCGAGAUAGAAAAUGGAGACUUGGCAGUUCGAGACGUUGCAGACCUUCUCCAAGCACAGUAUGCUAUUGUUACUGGAGGAAAAACACGAGAAGGAUGUCCCAUAAUCACAUUUCCAGACAAUGGCAAUUUUCAUAACUUAACUGAUUCGGACUAUCAGCGUCUCAUGCUAUAUCUUACCUCUGUGCCAACGUUGCAAGAAGCAGAUCUCGGGUUUCAUUUAAUAAUCGAUCGGAGAAACGAUAAGUGGAAUUCAGUGAAGACAGUGCUUCUAAAAAUUUCUGCAUUUUUUCCUGGUUUGGUACACGUCGCUUACGUUCUACGACCCGUCGGAUUUUUACAAAAGGCCAUUUCGGAAGUGUCGAACAAAUUAUUCCGAGAGGAUUUCAAGUUCAGAGUUAUAUUCUUAGCUAACGUCGCCGAGCUGCACGAAUUCAUAGAGACGGAACAGCUCACUGAAGCACUUGGUGGUGAUUUGCCGUAUUGCCAUCACACUUGGAUACAGAACAGAAUUAGUUUGGAAAAAUUUUCAUCGAUGACGCAGGAUGUGUCCCUUGCGUUAGAUUCUUUCACGCGACGUUUGGCCGAAGUGGAAUUUCCUAAUAAUACUAUCGCUACAACAACAUUGUUGUCGCAGCAACAAGCUGAGUAUAACGAGUUGAAAGAGGAAAUACUCAGCGCUGCCAGGCACGGAGAAGCUCUUUUAGACAGUGUACGGCAGCUAACUGGAAAAGGAACGGCCGACAGAUUAGGAAAUGUUGCUGCAGUAGAGAGAUUACUCGUUCAGUUGGAGGAAACUGAGCGAACUUUCGACCUGUUUUGGUCGCAUCACAGCUCACGUUUGAGACAUUGUCUAGCCUUGCGGCAAUUCGAGCAAGAUUUUCGGGAGUUGCAAGCAACGUUAGAUCAACAUCUAAAAACGGCGGAAGAAAUGACAGAGGUCGGCGAAACUCAAGCAAGAGUGGAGCAAUUGUUGCACGAUACGUCUGCAUUUCAGCGAAUAUGCAGAGGAGACAUAGAUCACGCGGAGGAGGUGAUAUCUGCUGGUCAACAGUUAUUGUCCGGCAGGCAUCAGUGCCCAGCGGACGUUGUGGAACCGAAAUGCGUGGAGUUGCAGAGAGUCUGUACCAUUCUGAGUCAAAGGCUGGAAAGACGAUUGCACAUGCUGACCAAGUGUAGGGAACUUAUGGAGCGUAUAGAUAAAGCUAACACUUGGUGCACGCGAGGGAUAGAAUUGUUAGCGUCGCAGAACAGCACCACACCGCCGGAUCAGGCACUUCAAGAAUUGCAGCAGUUGAUCGAAGCCGCGGAGGAGUUUCAUCAUCCCCGAUGUAUAUUCCAGGAUUCUGUAAUGCCGGAAACUAAAGCACUCAUCACACAGGUUUUACAAAGGAUAGAAGAUGUAUCGUUAAUGUGCGACAAAAGAAUAAUGGCACUAAAACAGCAGCUGAUCAAACCAGCCAGGCCAGUACAAACUGUUACUCCAGAACCAGUCAAACCCUUACAAUCACUGCCUCAAACCGUAAAGUCCGGCAGAAUCCUCAAGAAAGCUAAUACUAUGCCAAAGAUGGAGAUGGGUCCUAUAGAGGGGGAGUCUUCAUCGCCUGAAAGUGAACCUCGGGACGUCGAAGCUUUGCGUUUGAAACGCGGCCACGUCCUGGCAGAGCUCGUGGAAACUGAACGAAUCUACGUCGCCGAACUCGGCUCGAUUGUUAAAGGCUACAAGAUGGAAAUGACGAAUGAAGCGAUGGCUCAUUUGAUACCCGCGGCACUAGUUGGCAAAGCGGACGUGUUGUUUGGAAAUUUAGAGGAUAUUUAUAUUUUUCAUAGGGAGACGUUUCUAAGGGACUUGGAGAAUUGCAUUUCGAAUACUGAGCUUGUCGCUUUGUGUUUUGUUCAAAGGCGUGAGAUGUUCUUUAGAUUGUACAGUUAUUAUUGUCAAAACAUUCCGCGAUCUGAGAGAUUGCGCGAACAGAUACAGAGCGAGCCGCAGUUUCUCGCAGCCUGUCAGCAGAAACUUGGCCACAAGUUGCCGCUCGCUGCCUACCUUCUCAAGCCCGUUCAGCGAAUUACCAAGUACCAGUUAUUGUUGAAGGAUUUGUUAAAAUAUAGCGAUGAACCCUCGUGCUGCACCGAGUUGCAGGAGGCACUGGAUUGCAUGCUAGUUGUAUUGAAGUGCGUUAAUGACAGUAUGCAUCAAACUGCGAUAACGGGUUUUGGAGGCGAUCUGAGUGCACAGGGUGAAUUAUUGUUACAAGGCUCGUUUAGUGUUUGGAGCAGCAGUAAACGGGAGCGAUUGUUACGAUUGAAACCAUCUCAACGACAUAUUUUCUUAUACGAGAAGGCACUGAUAUUUUGUAAGCACAGCAAGCCUCAAGCCCACGACAAGGCUACGUAUCAUUUUAAAAGAUAUUUAAAGAUGUCACAAGUUGGUUUGACGGAGUCGGUGAAAGGCGACGCUAGACGAUUCGAGAUAUGGUUGCAGGGUAGGGCAGAGGUGCAUACGAUACAAGCGCCAAACAUCGAAGUGAAACAGUCCUGGGUGCGUCAGAUUAAAGGUGUUUUAAUGUCCCAGCUAGCUGAACUUAAAGGCAAACAGAAUUCGGCUCUUGGAAAAUCUAAUCAUAAGCCAUUGCGGCAAACUAUCUCAUGGGAAGCUCAAGGUAGUUUAUCGGGAUCUCUACGAACACUAUCCGUCGAUAGCAACAGUGUCAUUUCUCACAUGACCGACGUGUCGCAGUCCACGGAAGAAGAUGUGGCGUGGAGUUCGGAAAAUAGCAAUACGGACGAAGAAGAUGCCUUUGGCGACAGUUCGGGACCGGCACCCGGUGGAAGGUACGUGGCGUUAGCUGAUUAUUGCGCGGUAGGACAGUCAGAAGUCACGAUGCGCGAAGGUGAUACCUUGGAGCUUCUCAAAGUCGGUUGCGCUGGCUGGUGGUUCGUCAAACUGAUCGGCAGUGGCGUGGAGGGCUGGGCGCCCGCGGCAUAUCUAGAACCGAUCAGUCGAAAAACGUCACGUAGUUCGCAAUCGGUGAACAGUCAAGAGACCAUAUGAAACAGGCGACUAACACACUAGAAGGCCCACUAGUGUGUUAGAUCUUUGCUUCUCGUCUCUGGAGAGUGCUGCAGUCGAGGGACAUUCACCGUUUGGGAACGGUAUCAAGAAUUUUUUCUAAGUGAUGGACGGUUUUUGGAAAUCUUUUACAGUAUUUAAACGAGAUGAUGAGUUGCAUCAUUUUGUGUACCUUUCUUAUGCAAUUACCGACAUAUACGAGCCUUGUUGGGUGACGCUUUUGCAUUUGUGAUACGAAGAACGUUAAGUUGGACAGAAUCUUUACGUUCACGAAAAUUUUAUACUAUGCGCAAUACGAGAUAAGACGGAGCAAGAAGCUUCACGUUUCAUAACAAUUGCAGUACGAACUUGUUCUCAAGCAUGAUGUUUACUGAAUUGUACAAAAUGUAGCGGUGACUUAAGCCGGGAUAUGUAUGUACGUGCACGCGCACAAUGAAUUACGAGACUACUCUCGUAUCGAUCAUUAUAAUUUCUGAAUAACAAUGCACACACUAUAGUCAACAUGGAGAAGGCGAUUCUGAUGUUAAAUCGCACGCGUUAAAUCGAUCUCGCGUUCGAUUACUUAUAAUUCGUUAUAAGAAGAAUCUGCAUUAAGAAGUAUGUAAGCGUAAUUCUGUAAAUGGUAGUUUUCACUUGCGACCCGAGUAAUCAAAUACACGGCUGUACGCACUUAUUCCAAAGUUUAAUAUUAUUAUAAAAAAAAGACGCGCGUGAUAUUUUCGUCCAUAGCAUUCUGUCGACGAUACGCGUGAACUAUCUUUGCCAGCUGAGGCAUGAGCCCGAUAAAUGAUCUUAUCCUUACUCGGUAUAUGCAGCGUCACGAGUAAUUGAAUCGCGUUGAUCACGUCAGCCACAUUACGUCGAUCGCGUCAGUUGUGUAUCAUUAUAUGUUGGCUUUAGAGUUCUUAGAUAGAGCCUUAGCAUCGUUCACAACCGAAUAGUACAAUUUAGCGCAGUUUUUGCGAGCUUUUGAGAGUAUUUCGUUUACCGAGGUUGCUUCCGGGAGUUGAAAUAUAAAAUAUUCGCAACGAUAGAUCCUCGAAGGGACCCUCGAAGAGAGAAAAAAAGUGUGAUAAAAGAAACGUUAGAUUGAUGCUUCUGCAAACUAAUCUCUGUAUAAACAGUGCAGAGAAAGAGAUGUUUAAUAUUACGCCAUUCUUAGGAUGUUAGAUAUGUUGUUGACAAGUCGUUUGCGACCAAAUAGGCUUUUGAAAUGUUACUACGAUUAUGUGUGAACCAUUUGUGUCGAGGAAGUAAUACGCGGUGGUGGGACGGAGAAGAUUCAAAGAAUCAUAUACAAUGUGUACACACAAAUUUUUUAGGAGGCUAAACGGUUAACACCAAGUUACACGCAAUAUCUGAUACCGAUAAAAAAAAAUCUUAACGCAUAACAAUACCUUAGGACUAUACAAUAAGCAAUCUAUAAGUUCUAGCGGAUUUCAUAACCCACCAAUUUCAUAAGUCUCUAUUACGAUACGGCAAUGUAUAAUAGUAUCAUUUGUACUGAAACAUUUGUACGGAUAUGGAUAACAUAAUUUAAGGGGAAUCAUCCCAAUUGCUAUGAUUUUUCUCUCCGAUAUCGCAUUAAUUGUGUCCACUCCUAUGAUAUGCAAAAGGACACGAUUUUUGUCGCAACUUUACUAAAAAAAAGUGCUUAAUUUUAGGAUAUUAAAAUGUUAUAUUUAUAAAACAUUUUAAUACCUUAGAAUCAGACAUUUUCUCUUUGAGUGUUUUAUUCAUAUAGCCUACAUGAGUCUCUGCUUUUAGCAUUUAUAAUCUGAGUAUUAUUAUUUGUACAGAGUUAUUGAUAUUUAUUAGAUAUUUAUUAGCUAUAUUUAUUGAGUAGAAUAUUAUUUAUAUCGCGGUAAGUUACGGCGGAUUAGCGAUUUUUACAACGGCUCAAGUUGCUUUAGACUGAUUUACAAUCGAUAUACUGUAAAUGCGCGAUAUGCCGGGAGCUAUUUGUAUAAUUUAUGCAACUUUACGAUUGUGUAAAGCUUUUAGAUCAAGCGUAUGCGAAUUCGUUUCUUGCCGGGACUGCACUGUGUUUAUAAAACACCUCGCAUCUCCGAUCAUACAAGCACAAAAGUAUUUCUUCUGCAUCACAUCUCUGUUACUUUCCACGUCGCACCUAGAAUUGUAGUACAUCUACGUGUAUUCAUCUAUUUGUACGCCGUCCUUUAUAUAUUGACCAUAAAAUUCCAAUCAAACGAGCAAUGUUAGUUUAAACGAUAUGCGUUUCACUCUCGAUGCGUCUGCUUUGCGUUGCGAUAUCGAAGAUAUUCGUCACGAAACGUGCGAUUUCAUUUUGCGGGAGCGAUUCUAUGGAAAGAGAGGAGAGGACACUGGUGGUAUACAGUUCGAGAAAAAAAAAAUACUGUUAAAACGCAGCUCGACAUAUCUAUCGUCUGCGAAUGUGCUUCCGCAAAUUGUCACACCUUCGUGGUCGGAAGUCGUUCGCGCAAGCCCUCGCGAGCGGCGAUUCCUCAUUUGUGUAAAAUCGCGAUUAAAAAGCGACCAAGCCAAGAGUGAUAUCUGAGCAUGCGAGAUGCGUUUUUUUGUAGAAUCUAUAAAUAUACCCAUAUAUGUAUACACGCAUACACGUACACAUUUACAUAGACAAUAAUAAUUAUAUAUCCGCUGUUGGAGAAUACACAACGGUGCGGCGUUCGUUCGCAUAAACGACAAUUCAUGAUGAAACAUGACCGAAGCAGCGAUACUUCCCACUUCGGCGACUAGAGCCUCGGGCCAAAUAGAAACAGGUUUCCACGAGUGAAAAUCUCUCAUCACGAUGUUAAUAGAGAUCGCGUAAACGCAAUCGUGUAAUUUUUCAGAGAAGCAGAAAAGAAGAAGGAGAAAACGAAACGCGGGGUAGUUCGAUCGCGAUUUCUUCAACCGCGGACGGUUUCUCUCGUCGUUCCUCAUCAGCGCAAGAGGGUAAUAGUAAAGUCUAUUUUUGCAUAUAACGCGUAACAAAGAGGCUGCCGAAAUCUCUUCUAUUUGCUUUACGUACGCGUUUGCGCGAUCAUUUCUCACCGACUGUAAUUAUUAACGACCGUUUCCUCUUCUUUCGAUCACUUCUUCGGGAAAUGCGACCGUCUCUGAGCUUAUUGUUUUCUCUCUUUUUUUUUCUUUACGAUUGUGAAUCGUAGAUUGCUUUAGUCCUUGCGAGAGAGAAAUUUCUCGACUCUCAGAAGCGAUAUUUUUAUACAGGAUGCAUAAAAAAGAAUCGCUCGAGCUUACAUUGAUCAACAUUCGGAAUAUCUAUUUAUAUCGAGUUCUACGUUACGUAACGAACGCGCAAGUGAAUUCGUUCGGUUGGUUGUUACGAGGUAGACAGGACAGGCGUAAAUGCGAGAAAUAAUCACUUUUAAUUGUCAUCCGUCUUUGGAGGAGGGAACGGUAUACCGCAAUUUCCAUGCAUUUAGCUAUUUCCAUACAUUCGAGCGUGUCACAGGGAGUUUUGUUUCAACUCAUCCGAGAAAACCUUGUGUACAAUCAGUUGUCAAAACAUUGUAUGAAUAUUUGCAAUAUUUAAACGGGAACAUUAAACGCAAGAAUUUGAAAUGAAA
Molecule: messenger RNA, 11828 nt
Organism: Monomorium pharaonis (pharaoh ant)
Lineage: Eukaryota; Metazoa; Arthropoda; Insecta; Hymenoptera; Formicidae
Product: guanine nucleotide exchange factor DBS
Exons: 16
Coding region: 5155-8238 (1027 amino acids)
Biological process (GO): intracellular signal transduction
Cellular component (GO): cytoplasm
Molecular function (GO): protein binding; guanyl-nucleotide exchange factor activity
Source: RefSeq, a predicted model, not a curated record